AUAAAGAAAAUUUUGAACAGUAAUUUGAUUCAUUCGAUUCUGUGUCUUGACGGUGAAAACAUUUGCCAGUCGAUCCUACAGUAGAAAGUGAUUGUGAAAUAUAAAGUAAUUUAUUGGUUCAAGAUAAAAAAUAUAUUAAAGUUUUUGAUAUUUCUCGUUAGUUUGUAAAAAUGCAGAAUACUAGUAAAGAACUUAAGGGCAAUUUUUUUGUGGUGGAAAUUCAUUCGGAUCGUAAAUAUUGGCAUGUGGUUUCUAGAGAAUGGAUGGAAAAAAAUAACGUCCUCAUUGAUGGUUAUAUCUUCGAUGCAAAUUUGUAUAUUAAUAUCGACUUUAUAAAGUAUACUUGGUCUAGACGUUAUAAUGGUGCAUUGGGUUUUAUCCCGAAACCAAAAGAAUGGACGGGGUUCGAAACAGCUAAAGAAGCUGAGCAAGAAGCACGGUCUCGUAAUUUCAAGUUAAUCCUUGAAUACAAACGUACUGACGCGCUAAUAAAUGAAAGUUUUAAAUAUUCGACGUUGGAAUUUCAAGUGGAAUGUUUGAAAACGGAAUUACGAAUUAGAAAGGGUCUUGAAACUAUGUUGCCGAUCAGAACACUUACAGGUCUUGUAUAUUUGAACUCUUUACUGGAACGCUGUAAUCAGCCAACGAGUCUAGAUUGCAAUAUAUUGUUGGACACAUUAACCGAUAAAAACAAUGUAGUGGAAAGCUUAUAUAAAAUAUUAACUGCUUUUUUCACCGCCGACAGUAAAUUUCUUUGUAUAGAGAUCGAUUAUUACGGCAGAGAAAAACUCAAGAACUUAAGGAUACUUAACAAGAUUAAAAAUCACUUAGCUCCUCAUGAUAAAGAAUCAAAGAUUGAUGUUUUAAUGAAGCGCUGGUUUUUCAAGCGUAAUUACAAGAAUAAAAAUUAAUACGUCUCAUAAUUGUAAAUUCGUCGUAAACUAUAUAUUUUAUUAUUGUCUGUUUUUUUAAUAUUAUUUUAACUAUGCCCAACUUUGGUAACUGCAACAAAUUUAAUAUUUUCAUUUCAAUCGAAAAUCAAUAAUCCAUUUUUAUUUAUAUAUUUAUUAGCCAAAAAAGUAUUUUAUCGAAAAUGUUUAAUGACGUGAAAAUCAAAUUUAUUGUUAUUCAUAACACAAGACUAUAAUUUAUCAAUUAAUAAAAU
Messenger RNA from Microplitis mediator, 1165 nucleotides. RefSeq lists its product as uncharacterized. The record is from RefSeq and is a predicted model, not a curated record. The transcript has 5 exons. The coding region runs from base 171 to 911 and encodes 246 amino acids. Lineage: Eukaryota; Metazoa; Arthropoda; Insecta; Hymenoptera; Braconidae.